AAAGGGAGGCGCAAAGAACUGUUUUCAAUUUGAAACUGCCCCCUUGAGCACGACAUGUUGGAUCAAAAAGGCCCAUUGAUUGUACAGACAGGAAUUUCGUGCUAGAGCCGGAAUGUCGUCGGAUUCAUUGUAAUGUUAUCGAAACAUCGGCAUUGAAAAGAGAGCUGUCGUGCGACGCCACUCGGCGUCCAUGAUUCGUGAUGCUACUGCAGCGGAUUCCGGAGCUCGAGCUCGGAACAGCAGCGGGAGAGAAGUAACCGCUCCCCCCUGCUCUCUUCUCCUCUACUUUAAGUAACGGCAGGUUGUGCCGGUGGAGUAAGCUAUAUCCCCACAAUGGCCCCCUUUGCCUGAGACGCAAGCACGUCCUGUGUUUUGCUAAAUAGCUGAUAGCUUUCAUCAGUUCAAGCCAUGCCCGACGAGUGAAGAUCUCCUUUUGCUCUAAGCAAUAAAAAAAAAAAAUUGGGAAAAAAAACCCCACAUGCCUCCCCAUGUAGAUCCCCUUCAGUGCACCCUGCUGGAGUGAACCCCCUCCCACCCAGAUAGGCAUUGCCCUGUCCUCACCCCUUCACCCUCCCUUCUCCACCCCACCUCCACAUCCACCAGUCACAAUGCCGCUCCAUCUCAGAAUGGCCAACACCUAAGCAGUCCCAUGCGUCCAGUGAGCGCCGAGUCGGACGGUCCUGCUCCUCCUGAAAUCUUCUCGUGUCCCCUCCCCCCAGUGGGCCCCCUGCCUGCCUCAGAGAUGUCCCUGCUCCAGUCGCUGGGCCCAGUGCAGAGCUGGCUGGGCCAGGAGCUGGAGAAGUGCGGGAUCGAUGCCAUGAUCUACACCCGCUACGUCCUCAGCCUGCUCCUGCACGACAGUUACGACUACGACCUGCAGGACCAGGAGAAUGACAUCUUCUUGGGCUGGGAGAAGGGAGCUGGGAAGAAAUGGGGCAAGAGUAAGAAGAAAGGAGGUACAGACCUGAGUCUGGAGGAGAUCAAGAAGCAAGCAGCUGUGCAAUGCCUGCGUUCUGCAUCUGAUGAAAACUCUGGAAUUGAGAGCCUGGUUGAGGAGCUUUGCUCCAAACUCAAGGACAUCAAAAACAAACAGAAAGAAGAGAAACAGAUCAGCAAGAAAUCCGAUGGAUCUCAAUCUCCCGAGCAGGCGGUGUCCCCUUCUUCAAAGGACCAGGUGGAAAUGUAUUAUGAAGCCUUUCCUCCUUUGUCAGAGAAAUCUGUUUGUCUCCAAGAGAUCAUGACGGUGUGGAACAAGGCUAAAGCCUGUGCUUACUCCAGUUCAUCAUCCUCUGCGGCCCCACAGACCAGCACGGAUACCUCCUCUCCAAAGGACUGCAACAGUGAGGGUGAGGCUGUCAAGGAAAGAAACUCUGAAGCAUGCUGCGCCACCACUAUCACCACCGCAACCAGUGAGAGACUUCAGCAGCGACGCAGCAAAAAAGAGAAAGAGAACCGAUACCAUGGCGCCACAACAGCAGAGGACAGAGGUGCCGUCCAUGGCAAGAGGCAGACGAGGCACAGGUCAGAGGGCAAGUUCCGCCCUCGGUCUUGGUCAUCUGGCUCCAGCGAGGCGGGCUCAAGUUCCAGCGGCAACCAAGGCGACUCGAAAACAUCCAACAGCAAGGCGGUCAGGAUCCGUCACAAGUCCAAGGAGCCGGGCAAGUGUAAGAGAGGCCGCAACAGUGGACAGGUGAAGCUAGCUCUGAAGGCCAUCGACAAAGAGGAGCGGAGGAAUGCCGGAGGGAGUAGCAGCAGUGCCACUGGAGGUCCAACGAGGCAACCACAGCUUUACAAAAAGGGGAAGAGGCCGCUGAAAGAGAUAUGUAAAGAUCCAGGCUGGGGGGAAGCAAGAGAGCUUGGAGCAGAAGCCCAAAACAAAAAGGAAUACAUGGAGGAACCCCUAUGGUACACAGAGCCCAUCACCGAGUAUUUUGUACCAUUCAGUAGCCGAAAAAGCAAACUGGAAACAAAGUACCGGAGCAAUCUUGACUCUCCAGGUGGCUUAUCCAUGUCCACCGACAUGGACAGUCUAUCUGAGAGGAUGCAAGGGAUCUGCAUUGCCAACGCAAGCUUCCAGAGAGCUUACCUAGCAGCGGGCACCUUUGUGGACGGCCACUUUGUGGAAGGUCCAGGAGAAGCAGAUGAGGAGGCUGCCGAACAUAAUGGGACCUCAAGCUGCCCUCCGCCUGAGGAUAGUAGAGAUUUAGAUGACGAGCAUCUGUCCGAAUUUACUCACUUCUAUGAAGUAGAUUUUUAUCAAUCCAUAUUGGAUCCUAGUGCCUCAGACUCGGUACAUGAGAGUCGGAUCUUGAGCAUGAUUCGACAGAAGAGCAAAGAGCAAAGAGACUUUGAGGCAGAAUGUUGUUUAGUGUUAGAUGGCCUUGAGCUGCAAGGGGAAAGUGCAAUAAGGGUGGACUCGAAUGAAGCUUUGGGAGCGGAUGGAUUCUUCAUGCAGGAUCUGGAAAACAUGGCUCAAGUCUGGGGAUGUUAUUCGUCCUCUAGUUCGGAAGAUAUAGAUGGAGAAAGCUUUGCAGGAGACUCUCCUGUUCAGCUGUCCUCCAUGUUGGACAGUGUGUCUUUUACCUUGUGCACGCUGCCUGUAAACUUGGAGGAACCCUAUCUCCCAGAAGCCACUAGUGAAGCACCUGGUCUGAGCUCUUCUUGCUUCUCGCUGUUUGAGCUGCAGUAUGAUAGCCCCACUCUUCCUUAUCCCUGCGACUCACUUACCGUUGGUCACGAAAACAACACCGAUUCAAGUAGCUGUCUAGAUCCACAUUGUAACAAACAGUCUCGUUUGCUAAUAUGGACCAAAAAUAGUGCCUUUGAUGAAACUGAACAUUGUUCGAACCUUUCGACGCGAACCUGCAGUCCAUGGUCGCACUCGGAAGAGACACGUUCAGACAAUGAGCAAAUAAAUGUUCAAAUAGAGGAGUCCGCUCAAAUUGGCAAUGAAGAGAUUAAUAGUCUAAUCCCUCCAAUCUCUGGUACAUACCUAGAGGAAGAACUUCUGGACUUUUUACAUGAGGAUACCAGUCGCCCGUGUGAGGAGGCCAAAGUUAGCACGGGAUCAAAUCCAACUUUGACAAAGAAAUCUAAAUUGGAGUCCAUAUGCGGCAUAGCAUUAGAACAGGAUGAGAGCAAACAGUACAACACUGGCAUGUUUUCGGAUGACACAAACCAACAAAGUGACAACUACAGCUCAGGGAUUAUAAAGGACAUUUGGACUGCUAUCGGGGAAGGCAAUCCUGCACUAUCGCUAGGAAGUGAGAAGACGGGGGAGGGCCUGUUCCAAGAGGAGGCGACUGGCUACCUCUGCAGCUGUCUAGAGGUGCAAGCAAAGGGAGGACCAAUUCAGGGACCUCAAAAAAAGGCAGUGCAGCGCUCCGAGUACCACCUGUGGGAGGGCAAGGAGGAGCAGAGCCUGGCCAAAAACGAGCUCUCCAAGGUAGAUGCCGCCGGGGAUUACAUGACUCCGUCCAAGCCCUGGGACGUAAACCCAGAGAAGGACAACACGUCGUUCAUCCUCGGAGGGGUUUACGGUGAGUUAAAGACGCUCGGUGGCGAUAGGGACUGGGCCGUGGUGCCACCAAGUGACACACGGGGCAGUCUGCUCCAGUGUGCUGCUGCAGCCGCCUCAGCUUCCGGUUCGGACGUGGUCACCAUUGCUGGCACAGAUGUGUUUAUGAACACUGGCAGCUGCUUUGCUCCUGGCCACAAGCCACUCUGGAGGCCCCUGGUCUCCUUUGGGCAGAGUGACCAAGCCAUGAAAGGAUGUGGGGACGGAUUGAAUAAGGGAUUUUCUUUAAUCUUCCAUGAAGAUUUACUGGGAUCCUGCGGAAGUUUCCACGGAAAGGAGCCAGGACCAGACUACCCAUUCACAUCCUUCGAUCUGAACAAUCCGUUCUCUCAAGUCCUCCAUGUCGAGUGCUCUUUUGAGCCUGAGGACAUGGCUUCGUUUAGCCCAGGAUACAAACCCAAAUCUAUCCUGUGCUCAGACUCUGAGAACGAAGCCUUCCAUCCACGGAUCUAUGGAAUCAACCGGACUCAGUACAGGGCCAUCCGCAUCUCCCCCAGGACUCACUUCCGACCCAUAUCUGCCUCCGAGCUGUCUCCCGGUGGAGGAAGCGAGUCGGAGGCAGAGUCUGAGAAAGAGGAGCUGAGUCUUCCCGUCCUGGCACCAGUGGACGUCUUUGACGAUCCUCAGGCCGACCUUAAGCCUCUGGAGGAGGAUGCAGAACGCGAGGGUCCCUACUAUGGGAAGUCAGAACUGGAAUCUGGUAAAUUCUUACCCAGAUUAAAGAAGUCUGGCAUGGAGAAGAGUGCCCAGACCUCUCUGGAUUCACAGGAGGGCUCCAGCACCCUCCUGCCAAUUGCUGAGCAAGAGAUUUGUUUAGACUGUAAAAUGGCUGCAGCAGCAUCAACGGCAAGCGGACGGAUGGACGUCCCAGCCAAUAAAAUCCAGAAGGAGGAACCUUGCAGAGAAAAGGAUGCCUGCAUUUGUGCAGCAGCAGCCCAGAUUCCCAAAUAUGGGAUAACCUACAACGUCGUAGAAGAAUUGCAGGAGUUCCCUCUGUUAAGUGCUAGCGGACAGGGAGCAACUGGCAGCCAGCAAGAUGAGGUCUGGUGGCAGAACACGCUCUGUUCCUCCCUUUUCCCUGGAUCUCAGUGUACAGGGAGCAGCAACAUCUGAAAACUCCAGCUCAGCAUGGAGGAAGCUUGUCAUUGAGAGGACAUCGUCUCUCCUCAUUUGACAGCUCCUGUCCCAGCAAAUACUGGGCGGGGGGGGAGGACUCAGACCCGGGACACCCAUAGGCUACUGGUCUGAGGAUUCUCCCCACCACAACCCACUUCUUAACCCUGCUGAUUUUCAUUUACUAACUCAAACCGUGUGUAAUCAACACUUCACAUCACCAAAAAAGUGAGCGAAAAUAGGAAAAACACAAAAAACAUGUUCCGCACGUCUUUAACUGAUACCGUUACCUGAUAUCUAAAGAUGUGCAUUUUAGAUUUGUCUUAGUUUUAUUUUCCUGACAUUAAUCUUCAUUAGUCACAGUUAGGCAUUAGUCAGUUCUGUUUAGCCCUCAACAUUUUGUUCUUUUUCUCCAACCGCUUUUUAACUAGGAUACUGGUAGAUGGUGGUGUCCAAAUGAUGGCGCAUGCUUGUCCGUCCUAAUACUCACACUCCUCUUUCUAGAUCAACUGCUACAAUCUCAAUGACCUAACUGUGAUGCCACUGUUCAUAACAUAGUAUGAGAGCACAGCUCGUGUAUCUUCUUUCUCCAUCCGUAUCAUUCAGAAAGUCAGUGUAUGAAUGGAUGUGGAGCUGCAUUUUAUGGAGGCCUUUCUGAAUGUGAAGGAGAGGGAAAGAACGUGUGUUGCUUUCAUCUAAAAUCUGUCAAAUUUAAUUUUCCCCAGCAGUGUGAACAGUUGCUCUAAAAUAAGUUUGAUUUUGAAUGGUGAUAGUUUUUCAGAACCUAUUAGUAGACAGAAUGGUUUGUAAGGCAAAUAAAUUCUAAAGAAGAGAGAUUGUGGAAUGACAAAAGUUAUUUAAUAAGAACAAAAAAUACAAUAUGGAGAAAAGAAUUAAAAAAUGAAGUUUUGAGUUCGGUUUUCUGGGGUAAAUUCCCUUAACAAAAGAUAAUUAUAGCUAUUUCUGCAGAGACACCAUGGGGGUGCAAUUUAAUUAAAAUAUUUUGGUUAAAUUCGUAGUACAAACAAUUGGUGCUAUGAAUAUGUUAACAUUUCUGUUGCAGUUUGAUAUUGUGGCAGUGAAAUGUAGAUCCUAAUAGUUUUGUUUAGUGUCAGAGAAGCGUGUAAGGAUCCAUUGAUAUCUUUUGAGAAAAAUUUGAAAAGAUAAAAGAAAUGGUGUGACUGCUGAGGGUUCUCGAUAAAUGUGGCUUGGUUUUUAUUUUAAAAUAACAGUUUACUGGCCUAAAAUGCAAUUGAACUGCAUUACACAAAAGCUUAUAAGAUUCUAUAACCGGGGAGGAGUUAAAGAAAAACACAUGGGUGCCAUGCAUAUCGUUGUGUAAUCCUUAAGGGAAGCAAGAUCUUUAAUACAAUAAAAGAAAGAAAAAAAAAUCUGAUUUAAGAUUUCUCAAUAGACACUGCUUUUUUGCAAGUAUUAUAGUAACGUAAAACGUAUUCAAGGAAAAAGUGGUAAAACCAAAAUAGAGCCAUCGUGUGUUUUACGCUAGUUUCUUUUUGGGUAUAUGGUAUAACCUUUUGAAAUAUCCAUAAAUGUUUCAUUUGUUUGUGUGCAUCUGCAUUGAAAUUGUAUAAACACUGGUUCAAAGUUACACCGUGCUUAGCCUUUAUCACCAUAGAAGAAAUGUGUGCACAACAAUGCACGUGUUUUUGUUCCCCAAUGUUCACUUUUCACAAUAUUUCAGUUUCAUCAUAAGCCCUAUGGUUGAAUUGGAAGUUUGUUUGUGGUCUGUGCAAUGACUAUUAAAUCCUAAGUUAACUCACCUGUAAACUAAAUGCAUUUUAGUAUCUCUGUGAAUUGCUCAUGUCUUCAAAUCCUAGUCUGUAUUUUUGUUACUGCUCAUCCCCAUUUAAAAUGUUGCUAUUAAAGUUCCAGGGGCAAUUGCAGGGUUUGUCUGCCACCUUUUGAGAUGAAGCACAGAUAAAUGUUCCCAUCCCACCGCUUUCAUUGUGAUGCGUUCAAUGAACAGUACAUGCGUUCUCCAACAUUGUGUACAUACUUAUUGAAAUGCGCUGUCAAAGGUCAUGGUGCCUCCAUUGUGAGCACAGUAAUUGAAAUGUCGUCCGUCCCCCGUCCCCCCCCAUCCUUCUAAUGUAGGCAAGGGGAUCACCUGUUUCUUAAAUGGUCUGAAGUGUCUGCCCCAAGUUUUUUUUUUUUUUUUUUUUGUACACACUUUCUCUGCAAAUGUCACCUGUUAUGUUUGAAUGACAAUACCUGAAAAAGACUACUUAAACGUCAGACAUUCAUAUGAUAUAUUUUGAUUUGACAGUUGUCAGUCACUCAGGAAUUCUUUACUAAAUAUUUUUUUCGAAGAUCAAUAGAAGGAAUACAUAGACUGUGGCAGUGCUAGAUUCAAACAGUAACACCAUUAUUUGAUAUGUUGAGCUAAAUGUACAACAGGAGUUUAUUAAUCCUAAACUUCAGAGUGAACUGUAUAGCACUUAAUUUAGAGAGCUUUGGAGCAAACCAAGACAUUGCAUAAGCAAUGGGAGGGAUGACUAUCCCUCAAGUCAUAUGCAAUAUCUCAGUGCAUGUAAACUUCAAACAUUCAACAGGUGUAUAUGGGGAGUGGUCAACAUUUUUGCAUGGAAGUUAUUUUUUGAGGGAGGGAAAGCUAAUAGAAACUUGACCAUCCUGGAGUGGCUUUCAAAUUGAGCAGCAUGGAAAAAAGCACACUCCACCUCUUCGAAAUAAAGAAAAAAAAAAGGUUUUAGAUUUUUACAGGUUUAAUUACUACAGGUGAGGGGUUAAGCAGAUAUAUUUAAUUUUUGUGUGCGUGUCUGUGUGCAUUGAUGUAUGUGUGAGACAGUCAUAAUAGCAAUUACAGUAUAUGGUAGUAAAAAAUCAAAGAAGGCAUCACAUGUUUGCAUUUUCUUGGUUUGGUAUGGUUGGAAAAAAAAACAAAACAUGGAACAUUUAUCAAGAAAAUGCAAGAUUAGAGAGGGAGUGUGCAUUAGACAAACUACAUUGAUGAGG
Messenger RNA from Osmerus eperlanus (European smelt), 7684 nucleotides. RefSeq names its product KIAA0232 ortholog. The coding region runs from base 650 to 4690 and encodes 1346 amino acids. The record is from RefSeq and is a predicted model, not a curated record. The transcript is spliced from 8 exons. Lineage: Eukaryota; Metazoa; Chordata; Actinopteri; Osmeriformes; Osmeridae.